Messenger RNA from Canariomyces notabilis, 2049 nucleotides. Its product is annotated as S-adenosyl-L-methionine-dependent methyltransferase. Gene Ontology annotation, biological process: cellular response to biotic stimulus. The transcript is spliced from 4 exons. The record is from RefSeq and is a predicted model, not a curated record. The coding region runs from base 201 to 1775 and encodes 524 amino acids. NCBI's taxonomy places the organism in Eukaryota, Fungi, Ascomycota, Sordariomycetes, Sordariales, Chaetomiaceae.
CGUCCACACCGUAAAGUUAGUGCUUGGCAACAAUGGAUGCUCCUUUCUUGCUGCAGUGAAAAGUGCGGUCGGCAGCUCCCACAAAACCUCCAUUCUCCUCUCCCUUUCUCCAGCUCCCUUUCUCUGCUUGUACCCGUCAUCCUCCUGCUCAACAGUCCGCGGUCGGGCUGUAGCAGCUAGGUUGCCCAUUGUCAGAAACAAUGUCGAAGCCACAGAGUGCCAACGGCAGCGAGUCCGAAUUUGAGUUUAUCGAGACUCCCAAGGCUCCCACGCCGACUUUUGAGAAGUUUGAAGAUUGCGGUGUCCGCACAACUUCGUACCCCACCAUCAAAAAUGCUCCUCUGCCUGCCGACGGUGCUGGUACCGACAGCUUCUCCAACCUCUUGCUUUUCUCCAUCCUCGGCGGCGUGCCCCUCUGGCUGUCAUGGAAGGUCGGCGGCGGACUGAAGCUGGCCUUCUUCUUUGCCAUCUUCACCACCCUCCCCUUGCUUGCCGCCUUCUGGAUCAUCUUCUCCACCAUCUCGCCUCGCAAGAACGAGAAGGCCAGAUUCCCCGGCCGCCCUGUUGAGCACUAUCUCACCUUCAAGAAUCCUGCCGACCAGGCAAAGUACCAUGGCCGGAACAAGAUUCCCAUGGAAACGUUCUACGAGAUGUACUUUGACGGUGAUGUCGAGUUCAAUGGCGAUGCGCUCGAGGUGCUGGAGUAUCGCCACGACUGGGCUAGCUUCCGCUUCACGUAUGGCCUGAUCAAGUACUUUUUGACCGGCUUUAUUCCGGAGGCCAUCAUGCACACCCGGUCGCAAGACGAGGAGCAGGUUCGCGACCACUACGACCGAGGCGACGAUUUCUACGCCUGGUUCCUCGGCCCACGCAUGAUCUACACCUCGGGUGUCAUCAGUGACAUCAACAGGGAGGAGACCCUGGAGGAGAUUCAGGACAACAAGCUCGCCAUUGUCUGCGAGAAGAUUGCUCUGAAGGAGGGUGAGCGUUUGCUCGAUAUCGGAUGCGGCUGGGGCACCCUCGCCCGCUUUGCCAGUGUCAACUACGGCGCCAAGGCCACCGGUAUUACGCUCGGCCGGAACCAGACUGCCUGGGGUAACUCGGCGCUGCGCAAGGCCGGCAUUCCCGAGGAGCAGAGCAAGAUUCUGUGCAUGGACUACCGUGACAUUCCAGUGCCCGAGGGCGGCUACAACAAGAUUACCUGCCUUGAGAUGGCCGAGCACGUCGGCGUCCGGCACUUCCAAGCCUUCAUGAAGCAGGUCUGUGACAUGAUGGAUGACGACGGCGUUUUCUUCCUCCAGAUCGCUGGUCUGCGCAAGAGCUGGCAGUACGAGGACUUGAUCUGGGGUCUCUUCAUGAACAAAUAUGUCUUCCCGGGAGCUGACGCUUCAACCCCCCUCGGCUGGUUUAUCGACAAGAUUGAGGCCGCGGGAUUCGAGGUCAAGUCCAUCGACACGAUUGGCGUGCACUACUCGGCCACCAUCUGGAGAUGGUACAGGAACUGGAUGGCCAACCGUGACAAGGUUGAGGCCAAGUACGGCAAGAGGUGGUUCCGCAUCUGGGAGUUUUUCCUUGCCUACUCCACCAUUGCCUCUCGCCAGGGUACCGCCACCUGCUACCAGAUUGUGCUGCACAAGAACAUCAACUCGUUCCACCGUGUCGAGGGCAUCCCCACUCAGUACGGCCUUAGUGGUGCGAGAGCUGUCACCAAAGCCGACAUGCAGGCAUGGGUCAAGGCCAAUGCUGCUGAAUUCCCCAGCGUCCCCGUUCAGUAAACUUUGCCUUGCAUGGACAUAGGAUAGACAUGAAGAUACCCUGGGAGGUCUCAGCUUGCAGUCGAGUCGUUUGAGAACGGCGAGUAAUGUGGAUGGUAAAAGCUGUUUUCUGCCGACCUCGGUCGCGGUGACAGCGCUUCCAAAGGAAUCUAAACUAGAUGUAUAUCAAGGAAGAAUAGAGAUGAGGUAGCCUCUUUCGCCUAAUGGGCGGUGAGGCAGUUGUCAGUAUAGGCAUUUCCUACCACUACGUCGACCAGUAAAUGCCUCGGAACUG